UUUUACCGUUGGUAUGUGGAUAGCAGAAACACCUUUGUUAUCGGAGAUGUCGACACUAUCGCCGGAAAAAUGAAACGUUUCAAGGGUAUUGGUGGAUAUAUAUGGUGGGCAUCAUGCGUGAUUUCUAUCCUGCUUUUGUGGAGGACGGCUGAAUGCCAGAUUCGCUACACCAUACCGGAGGAGCUGAAAGAGGGCUCUGUCGUUGGAAAUAUCGCAAAGGACCUUGAGUUGGACGUAUCUGCAAUAUCAUCUCGUAAUUUGCGGAUUGCGUCUGAAUCCAGCAAACAAUAUUUCACCGUGGACCUGGCAAAGGGUGAGCUCGUUGUGAAUGAGAGGAUAGACAGGGAGACGCUAUGUGGACAGACUGCUGCUUGCUUGUUACCGUUACAGAUAGUUAUUGAAAACCCAUUACAACAGCACCGCGUAGAGGUGGAAAUACAAGACAUAAAUGACAAUGCACCACAGUUUCAUAAGAAAGAAAUUCAACUAAGAAUAUCAGAAUCCGUCGCCCCAGGAGCUCGCUUUCCUUUAGAGAACGCUGAUGACCCAGAUGUUGGUAGCAAUAGUUUGAACUCGUACACAUUGAAUAAAAAUGAGCAUUUCCGUUUGAAUGUUAAAACGCUCAUCGAUGGACGGAAGGUGCCUGAAUUGAUAUUGGAAAAAUCCUUAGACAGAGAGAAACAAGCUGUUUACAGGUUGACGCUAAAGGCAUUAGAUGGAGGGAAUCCUGUUAAAUCAGGUACGGCUUUAAUACAGGUAGCUGUCCAAGAUAUCAAUGACAAUGGACCGAAAUUUGACCACACCUUGUAUAAAGCAUCAGUAAAAGAGAGUGCUGGAAUUGGCCAAAGUGUUCUUACGAUAAUGGCUACAGAUCUCGAUGAAGGUCUUAAUGGUGAAGUUGAGUACUUUUUCAGUGAGCACACCUCCGAAUUGGUUAAACGGGCGUUUGAUGUAAACUCCCAAUCUGGAGAAGUAACGGUGGUUGGGAAAUUAGAUUAUGAAGAUGUGAAAAUGUACAUGUUUGACGUCAGUGCCAAAGACAAAGGUCAACCGGAAUUGGAAGGACAUUCAUCGGUUCAGAUAGAUAUAAUUGAUGAGAAUGAUAAUGAGCCUGAAAUAAAAUUAACAUCAUUACCUAGUCCAGUAAGUGAAAAUGCCACAAUCGGAACUGCAGUUGCAUUGCUGAAUGUGAAAGAUCUGGAUUCAGGAGAGAAUGGCAAAGUUAAGUUAAUUGUAGCACCUGGUUAUCCAUUCAAACUAAAGCCCUCUUUUGAUAACCACUAUUCUUUAGUGACAGACUCGGUCUUGGACCGUGAGGUGAAUUCAGAGUAUGAUGUUAAGAUAAUAGCCACUGAUUUGGGCUUACCACCAUUGACAACAAGCAAAUCUGUACACGUCAAAAUACUAGAUAUUAAUGACAACCGGCCAGAGUUUACGCACGCCUCUUACGAUAUAUACGUAAGGGAAAACAACGCAGCUGGUGCGUCUUUGUUUUCUGUGUCAGCCACAGACAAAGACGAGAGUAAGAAUGCAUUGCUGACAUAUUCUAUAGCAGACACGAAAUUUCAGGAUAUACCAGCCUCGAGCUACUUCUACAUUAAUGCUGAAAAUGGCACAAUUUACAGCAUGAAUUCAUUUGAUUACGAGAAGUUGAAAUUAUUCCAAAUUGUCGUACAAGCCAAAGAUCAGGGCUCACCAUCUCUUAGCAUCAACACCACUGUUAAUGUUUUUAUUCUGGAUCAAAACGACAAUGUCCCAGUUGUCAUUUACCCCUCCGCGAGCAUGGGCUCUGUGUCUCACCAGAGAAUGCCCCGGUCUGCUAAAAUGGGCCACCUCGUUACCAAGGUAACAGCUGUGGACGCAGACUCGGGCCACAACGCCUGGAUUUCCUAUAGACUGGCGGAAGCUACAGACUCGUCUCUGUUCGCUGUCAAUCUUUACACUGGAGAGGUGAGGACUAAACGCUCUGUUUCAGAGCAGGAUGACGCCUCUCAGAGACUGCUCAUAGAGAUCAAGGACAAUGGAGAGCCAGUGCAGUCCACCACAGUCACAGUGGACAUACUCAUAGAGGACGGACUGCACGAACCCGUCUCUGAUUUCAGACACAAAGCCUCAGAAAAAGACAAGAAAAAUAGUAAAAUCACUUUCUAUUUAAUCCUGUCAUUAGCCUCCGUAUCUGUGUUAUCUUUGUUGACAUUUUUCAUCUUACUAAUUAAAUGCGCUAGAAGUAGCAGAGGGGGCGAAAGUUGUUGCAUUAGAAGAGAUUCUGAUGGCUAUAAGAAUCCCAACAGAAACCUACAGAUCCAGCUCAACACUGACGGGCCUAUUAAGUAUGUGGAGGUUCUGGGGGGAGACAUGAUGUCUCAGAGUCAGUCGUUUGGCUCCUAUCUGUCUCCAAUGUCGGAGUUCAGUGACUUAACAAUGGUCAAGCCCAGCAGUACGCUUGACUUUAAGGAUACAUUACGCGGACUUGAUGCGUCAUUGCCAGACAGCGCGUGGACCUUCGAGUGUCAGCAGGUGAGCACGCUGUGUUUAUCCCCUUAA
Engraulis encrasicolus (European anchovy) is the source of this 2544-nucleotide messenger RNA. RefSeq names its product protocadherin gamma-C5-like. Gene Ontology annotation, molecular function: calcium ion binding. The record is from RefSeq and is a predicted model, not a curated record. Gene Ontology annotation, biological process: homophilic cell-cell adhesion. The transcript has 2 exons. The coding region runs from base 70 to 2544 and encodes 824 amino acids. NCBI's taxonomy places the organism in Eukaryota, Metazoa, Chordata, Actinopteri, Clupeiformes, Engraulidae. Gene Ontology annotation, cellular component: plasma membrane.